GUCUUCGCAGGAUCAUUUUCCUGAAAAUUUACCUUGUCCCUAAAACCCAAAACAGGAAACAACAAACGACAAAACACAGAGCCGACCGAUACGCCCACAUUUUUCACGCACAUGACCUCCCGCGAUUCAUCGUCCGGAGCCGAGUCGAGCAUGGACUACUUCAGCCACGAAUCACCAACCAAACGCACCGUUUCGGCCACCGCCGUCUUCGAUCAAGACGUGGAAGCGGACGAUUCGGAGCUGUGGGACCAGUUCAACCGCAGGUUCAGCGAGGUCCAGUCCUUACUGGAUCGCAACCGCUCCCUGAUCCAGCAGGUCAACGACAACCACCGGUCUCGGGUCGCCGACAACAUGGUCAAGAACGUGGCGCUUAUCCAGGAGAUCAACGGCAACAUCUCCAAGGUCGUUUCUCUUUACUCCGACCUCUCAUCAAAUUUCUCCACCUUCUUCCACCACCACAACGCCAGCAAAAAUGCCGAGGACGGCGGUGCCGAGCCCGAUAACUAGUGUCGUUUUUCAGUAGAAUUUACUCCAAUCCCGACCACUUGAAAUUUGAGUUGAAUCUAAUAAAUCCCAGCUAGGUUUUUACAGUGUUAUUAGUGUUCUUAUUUUUGAAGUUUAUUUUCCCUAUUUGGUCAACAAAUCAGUGAAUUAUUAACGUGUUUAAUUUUAUGAAUAUUUGUUGGCAA
Messenger RNA from Pyrus x bretschneideri (Chinese white pear), 689 nucleotides. Its product is annotated as protein EARLY FLOWERING 4. The record is from RefSeq and is a predicted model, not a curated record. Bases 112 to 507 code for a protein of 131 amino acids. NCBI's taxonomy places the organism in Eukaryota, Viridiplantae, Streptophyta, Magnoliopsida, Rosales, Rosaceae. Gene Ontology annotation, cellular component: nucleus. Gene Ontology annotation, biological process: positive regulation of circadian rhythm; entrainment of circadian clock. The transcript has a single exon.